Molecule: messenger RNA, 1141 nt
Organism: Papaver somniferum (opium poppy)
Lineage: Eukaryota; Viridiplantae; Streptophyta; Magnoliopsida; Ranunculales; Papaveraceae
Product: glucose-6-phosphate isomerase, cytosolic 2B-like
Exons: 4
Coding region: 470-874 (134 amino acids)
Biological process (GO): gluconeogenesis; glucose 6-phosphate metabolic process; glycolytic process
Cellular component (GO): cytosol
Molecular function (GO): monosaccharide binding; glucose-6-phosphate isomerase activity; carbohydrate derivative binding
Source: RefSeq, a predicted model, not a curated record
GUUUAAUUAUAAUCAACAUUUCUAAUUGCAUUAGUGAUUCGAUUUAAUUUAAGGUGUAUAAGAGUGUUUUUGUGUUCUGUUUCUUUUGAUUGGUUAGGUGCAGCUGGCAUUGGAAAUGAGAGUCACGAAAGUAGUUAGUAUUGACCUUUCUGGAAAUCCUGGGGAUUGGUACUUCCUCAUUCGAAGAUCUGCAAUAAUGGUCUACCAUAUAAAGUUUGAAUUGGACUAGCCGGACUGUUUUACUUCAGCAGUUACUAAACUGAAUCAUUGAAAUUGUUUUAGUUUGUCUUGAUUUGUAUUAUUGAAUGCCUUACGACUAUUCAUUUGUAGUUUCUGAAUGUAUCAAAUCUUCGUAGUUUGUGUACUUCAUCUAUUUAGGUAGAUCAUCAGUAGGAAUAAGGGAUAAGGGAGAAGGGAGAUAAAUGCAUUACCAAACCACUUUCAUUAUAUUGCUGACCAAUUCUUAGUCAUGUUUACUUUUAGUUUCCUUUGUUCUUGCAAACAUCCGAUGAACAACUGUAGAAUUUCAUGUUGCAGAUGGGAUUGUAUGGCUCAAGUUAUCUUGCCAUACUGUCAAGCACUAGAGAAGUUCGCUCCUCAUAUCCAACAGUUUAGCAUGGAGAGAAAAGGGAAGGGUGUAUCAAUUGACGGUGUUCCUUUUCCUUUCGAGGCAGCCGAAAUUGAUUUUGGUGAGCCAGAUUCGAACGGCCAACACAGCUUUUACCAGCUAAUUCACCAGGGCCGCGUGAUUCCUUGUGAUUUUAUUGGUGUUGUUAAGAGUCAACAACCUGUGUACCUGAAAGGUGCUACCCUAACAACAGUUCCCUUAAGAGUAAAUGUCUUAUCAAAAGGCUUAUCUUACAAAGAACUGUAAUUAUAUUUUUAUAAUGGGUCACUCAGCCUUCUAAUUCCUUCUUUGAACGCGCUGGACAUGUUUAUCACCAAUUGAGCUUUAGGCUUAUCCAAUUCUUAGUUUUUUGCAAUUUUUAACAUCUUAAAUUAUAAGUUGUUUGAAGUUAUGUAAUAUUUGCUUUUAUCUGUAUGUGUAACAUAGCUUUUUAUUUUUUUAUGUUACUUUCAAUUGUUGCCUAAGUGAGUUGUAAUACAUUGAUAUACUGUACUUUUGUCAUAUUCUUCCUGA